CAGGCGACGCGGCGCCUGUGAGCAGCGCGCGGCGGCGGCGGGGACCUCGGCGCGGGCGAGAGCCGAGCGGCCGGGGGCUCCCCUCCCCCGCUGCCGGGCCGUGAUUUGCCGGGCCUGCUGCGCCCCCCGCCCACCCCUCGCCUCAGCCGCCGCCUCGCCGCUUCCCCUCGUCGGAGCGGCCGCUCGUCCGCCCGCCCGCUCGAGGCCCGCGGGGAGCGCGGCGCAGUCCGUCGGCCCGCGGGGGGGCGGCCUCCCGGCAUCUUCGCGGCGACCAAGGACGACCGGGGGAGGAAGCGGCCGGGAUGGCGCGUCCGCGGCCCCGCGAGUACAAGGCGGGCGACCUGGUCUUCGCCAAGAUGAAGGGCUACCCGCACUGGCCGGCCCGGAUUGAUGAACUCCCAGAGGGAGCUGUGAAGCCUCCAGCAAACAAAUAUCCUAUCUUCUUUUUUGGCACCCAUGAAACUGCAUUUUUAGGUCCCAAAGACCUUUUUCCGUAUAAGGAAUACAAAGACAAGUUUGGAAAGUCAAACAAACGGAAAGGAUUUAAUGAAGGAUUGUGGGAAAUAGAGAAUAACCCAGGAGUGAAGUUCACUGGAUACCAGGCAAUUCAGCAACAGAGCUCCUCGGAAACGGAGGGAGAAGGUGGAAAUACUGCAGAUGCGAGCAGUGAGGAGGAAGGGGAUAGAGUGGAAGAGGAUGGAAAAGGCAAAAGAAAGAAUGAAAAAGCGGGCUCUAAACGGAAAAAGUCCUACACUUCGAAGAAAUCCUCUAAACAGUCCCGGAAGUCUCCAGGAGAUGAAGACGACAAGGACUGCAAAGAAGAGGAGAACAAAAGCAGCUCCGAGGGUGGAGACGCCGGCAACGACACAAGAAACACAACUUCAGACUUGCAGAAAACCAGUGAAGGGACCUAACUACCAUAAUGAAUGCUGCAUAUUAAGAGAAACCACAAGAAGGUUAUACAUUUGGUUGUCUAAUAAUCUUGGAUUUGAUAUGAACCAACACAUACUCCUUGUUGUCAUUGACAGAACCCCAGUUUGUAUGUACAUUAUUCACACUCCUCUCUGUUGUGUUUGGGGGAAAAAAAAGACAUUUUAGCCUUUUUUAAGGUUAUUUAAUUUCAUGUUAUUUGGUUGCAUGAAGUUGCCCUUAACCACUAAGGAUUAUCGAGAUUUUUGCACAAACUUCUACAUGUCUAGGAUCCUUUUAUCAAGGCGGCUGUGUUCAUCAUUCUCCUGCCUUGACUCCACUAUCACCAGAGGCUCAGUUAAAGAUAAAUUAGCAUUUUCUUAAAACGACCACUCCACAUAAUGCUUAAGGGAUUUCUUCUCUGUGACAGAACCCAGGAACCAGUUCCUAAACACAUAACGUUGGCAUAUUGAAGAUAAAAUUGAAAUUGUCCUUCAGUUUUGAGGCCAUGUGUAAAGUUUAACCAUAUUGUAAAAUAUCUAUUCCGUAUUAGAAAUAGCUAGUCAACAGCUUAUACUUCUCAAAACUCAUACUGUUAUGUACACAAACUCAGUUUUUAUAUGUGAAGUUAGUGAGUCCUUUUGUGUUAUUCCAAAAUAAAGGCAAUGAUUUAUUUUUUCCCAAUGCCAAUACAAUUUGAGCUAAUCACUCAAGGUGGAUACUUUACAUUUUAAAGCUGGAAUCAGCAGUAGCCCUAUGGGAAACCGACAAAGCAUUGACUUUUAAAUGAACCAUUGUUUUCUUUUGGAGCUAGAAUUAGAAUAGUUGAUACUCAUCCACAAACCAUUAUUAUGUGUACAUUAUUGUUGCUAUUGUGAUAAUAGAGAAUUUUAUUUAUUUUUAUGCCAGCUUAUAUUGUGAGAGCUCAUUUAGUCAAUUUGGGUUUUAUCAAUCCUGUUAUGCUUGUCCUUGGACCAUCUUUCGCGUAUUCGAGGUUUGUAGUUGAAAAGUUUACUGUAAAAAAAAAAAUCAAAAACAAAAAAAUGUAUUGUUUUUACAGAAUAAAUUUAUUGGAAUGUG
Molecule: messenger RNA, 1989 nt
Organism: Prionailurus viverrinus (fishing cat)
Lineage: Eukaryota; Metazoa; Chordata; Mammalia; Carnivora; Felidae
Gene: HDGFL3
Product: HDGF like 3
Exons: 6
Coding region: 303-914 (203 amino acids)
Biological process (GO): regulation of transcription by RNA polymerase II
Cellular component (GO): nucleus
Molecular function (GO): double-stranded DNA binding; transcription coregulator activity
Source: RefSeq, a predicted model, not a curated record